Molecule: messenger RNA, 1440 nt
Organism: Trichoderma gamsii
Lineage: Eukaryota; Fungi; Ascomycota; Sordariomycetes; Hypocreales; Hypocreaceae
Product: glutamine synthetase
Exons: 3
Coding region: 1-1440 (479 amino acids)
Molecular function (GO): glutamine synthetase activity
Source: RefSeq, a predicted model, not a curated record
AUGGCCAAACCCGCCCUCACAGCAGAUUCCCUCGAAGCCCUCCUCGAGCACGACUCCAAAGUCAAGCUCGCCGGCCUCGACGUCGACGGCAUCCUGCGCGGCAAGCUCGUCUCCAAGAAGAAGUUCCUCUCCAUCGCCACCGCCGGCUUUGGCUUCUGCUCCGUCAUCUUUGGCUGGGACAUGCACGACAUGACCUACGUGCGCGAGCUCAAGAUUUCAAACGCGGAGAAUGGCUACCGCGACCUGCUGGCGAUUCCGGACCUGCAAAGCUUCCGCAGGAUACCGUGGGAGAACAACGUGCCCUUCUUCCUGAUUACGUUCCACGACCCGGACACGAAGCUGCCAAUCUGCGCAUGUCCGCGCGGGCUGUUGCAGACGCAGCUAGACCGGUUGCGCCAAAAGGGCUACGGCGCCAUGGCUGGAGCUGAAUACGAAUUCUACACGUUCCAAACCCCAGACUCCGCCUCCUCGCCCGCCGCCUUCCUCCAAAACAACCCGACGCACCAGCUCCCCUCGCUCACAGAGGGCAUGUUUGGCUACUCCCUCACGCGCCCCGUCCACAACAAGGACUGGUACUACGACGUCUUCGACACCUGCGACAAGUUCUCCUGUGACAUCGAGGGCUGGCACACCGAGUCCGGCCCGGGCGUCUUCGAGGCCGCGCUCGAGUUUGGCGAGGCCGCGCAGAUGGCCGACCGCGCCAGCCUGUUCAAGUACGUCGUCAAGAGCGUCGGCGCCCAGCCCCAGCACCGCAUCACGCCGUGCUUCAUGGCCAAGCCCAAGCAGGGCCUGCCCGGCAACAGCGGCCACAUGCACGUGUCCAUCGUCGACGAGAGCGGCAAGAACCUGCUGGCGAGGGAGACGGUCGACGAGAACGCGCCGUGGAAGGACAUUGCCGGCCUGUCGGAUCUGGGCCGCCACUUCUUGGCCGGUGUGCUGGAGGGCCUCCCCGACAUCAUGCCCAUCCUCGCGCCGACCAUCAACUCGUACAAGCGGCUGGUCGAGAACUUUUGGGCGCCCGUCACCGUCUCGUGGGGCCUGGAGCAUCGCGCUGCCUCGAUCCGCAUCAUCGCGCCACCCACGGCCAAGGCCUCGGCCACGCGCUUCGAGAUUCGAGUUCCCGGCGCUGAUACAAACCCGCACUAUGUGCUCGCUGCUGUCUUGGCCUGCGGUUGGCGCGGCGUGGAGAAGAAGCUCGAGAUCCCGUGUCCGCCGCUGGCCAUGGGCGAGAAUGUCGGCGGCUCCUCAGAUAGGGGCGCGCGGCUGGCCAAGAGUCUGCGAGAGGCGACGGCCAAGUUUAUGGCCAAGGACAGCAUCGCAAGAGAGGUGCUUGGAGAUGAUUUCGUAGACCACUUUGGCGGCACCAGGGAGCAUGAGAUUCGGCUGUUUGACGAGGCCGUUACGGAUUGGGAGAUGAAGCGGUAUAUCGAGUCCGUGUAA